UUCGCUCUUUCCCGCGCGUUCAGUGCGUAUAAAAGCCGUUAAAAAUUUGGCGGUAUUUAUGGUAAAUUUCAGCUUUCUUCGCGAGAUUCGGGGUCGAAAUUUGGCCGAAAAAUUGCGAGUUUUCGUUCAGAACUGGAAGCUUUCUCUGCAAAUUUGGCUCGCCAUGGCGAUUCAGUUCAAAUUUGUGGUGUUUAUCCCCAUUCCGUGAAUUUAUCAGUUUAUGUAUUUAUGCCGGAUAUCGCCAUUAAACUUGUGUUAUUCUAGGGUUUUGGGAUUGUUCAUCCAAGCUUCAUCGCUAAAGGUUCCGUUAAUCAGCUCAUUUUGUACCAGUAGAUUGAGCUCCAGUUCUUCAAUGGAGCCUGCUAAAAAAUCCAUGAAAAAAAGGUCAGAAGAAGGGGCCCCCUCAAGUAAUGGUAGAUUGUUGAAGAAACUGAAAAAUAAGAGUGGAAUAGGAAUGGAAUCGGAACCUGAAGAUGAAGAAACUGGGGUUAAGGUUCAAUCAGGGAGAGUUAGAGUGCUUAAAGCUGGAGAAACUGGGGGUAAUGGGCCUGUUGUUUACUGGAUGUUCAGAGAUCAGAGAUGUAACGAUAAUUGGGCUUUGGUUUAUGCUUUGGAGCAAGGAGCUAGAUUGAAUGUUCCAGUGGUUGUGGCGUUUAAUUUGUUUGAUCAGUUUUUGGGGGCAAAAGCCAGGCAGUUAGGGUUUAUGCUCAGGGGUUUAAGAGAUCUUGAGCAGAGCCUGAAGGUUUUAGGCGUUCCAUUUUUUCUAUUUCGGGGAGAAGCUGAUGAAAAUAUCCCUAAAUUCACGAGCCAAUGCAAUGCAUCCCUUCUUGUCACAGAUUUCUCGCCCUUACGGAUCAUUCAAAAUAUAAAAGAGAAUAUAUGCCAUAGGGUAACCGAAGAAAUUCCAGUUCAUGAAGUGGAUGCUCAUAACAUAGUACCAGUGUGGGUGGCCUCUGAUAAAUUGGAGUAUGGUGCAAGGACUAUAAGAACCAAGAUCAACAAGCUUCUACCAGAGUACCUCACUGAAUUCCCUGAUUUGAAAGCCCCCCAAAUUAGAUGGAAGGAUGAAUCUCCUGUUGAAAUAGAUUGGGAGAACCUCAUCGCUGAAGUUCUGAGGAAAGGUGGUGCGGUUCCUGAAGUACACUGGAUUGAACCUGGUGAACAAGCAGCAUUGGAUAUGCUUAUGGGUAGCAAAAAUGGCUUCCUUUCGACAAGAUUGAAAAAUUAUUCAACCGAUCGAAACAACCCAUCAAGACCUAAGGGCCUUUCGUGCCUUUCUCCUUACUUGCAUUUUGGUCAAAUCUCUUCACAGCGCUGCGCUUUGGAGGCUCGUAAAUUUCGAAAAUUAUAUUCCCAGUCAGUAGAUUCGUUUUUGGAAGAGCUCAUUGUACGAAGAGAAUUGGCUGACAAUUUUUGUUUCUACCAACCAAAUUAUGAUUCAUUACAAGGAGCAUGGGAAUGGGCCAGAAAAACCCUAAGGGAUCAUGCUGGAGACAAGCGGGAGCAUAUCUACACGAUGGAGCAGUUAGAAAAAGCAAAAACGGCAGAUCCUUUAUGGAAUGCGUCUCAGUUAGAGAUGGUUCACUACGGAAAGAUGCAUGGAUUCAUGCGGAUGUAUUGGGCAAAGAAAAUACUUGAAUGGACAAGUGGACCCGAGGAAGCUCUUUCAAUUGCGAUACAUUUGAAUGACAAGUAUGAAUUAGAUGGUCGAGAUCCAAAUGGCUAUGUUGGCUGUAUGUGGUCAAUAUGCGGUAUUCAUGACCAGGGAUGGCGAGAAAGAUCUGUGUUCGGGAAAAUACGUUACAUGAAUUAUGCUGGCUGUAAAAGGAAAUUCGACGUUGAUGGCUACAUAGCUUAUGUGAAGAAACUUGCAGCGGAGACAAAGAAAAGGGUUCCAAUUAAGGAAAUCAUGGAACAUAACAACUAGAAUUCUCGCAACCUCGAAAAUAACUGGUUAAGUUAUGGACAUGCAGCCAUUCCUUAGUUUAACCCUCUCAAAAAAAAGGCUUUUUCCUGUGGAUUUAACCACGAUUAGAACCAGGACUCAAGGCUUUUGUACCAGGACAACCGGGGUUAGAGCUGAGGGCUGAAUGGCUCUUAUUGUGGGUCAGACACUAGGGCUAAGGUUAUUCUCCCAGAGUCGAGGCCAGAGCAGUGCCACCAUGCUCGUAACAUUCUCUCUCUCUCUGUAAUAUUAUUUGUUUUUCUCUCCUUUUUUGUAGUCUAAAAAUAGAUAUUGUCCAGACUUUAAUUGUAUUGGAUACAUGGGCACAAGCAUCACGUGAAAUGGUCGUUUUUCACAGGUGGUUCAUGUAUCCUUGUUUUCUACGUAUAAUAAUCCCUCUCUCUUCU
Molecule: messenger RNA, 2352 nt
Organism: Amborella trichopoda
Lineage: Eukaryota; Viridiplantae; Streptophyta; Magnoliopsida; Amborellales; Amborellaceae
Gene: PHR1
Product: photolyase 1
Biological process (GO): photoreactive repair
Molecular function (GO): deoxyribodipyrimidine photo-lyase activity
Source: RefSeq, a predicted model, not a curated record